UUGCGUAUGCUAGCCAGUACCACUAUUCCACGACCUAUAGCUGAGUAGUACUCAGGGGCUGUCUAUAUGUAGACGCUGUUAUUCAAACAACUGAGCCCUGGCUCAUACCAUCUCAUAUCACGACAGUGAACCAAGCUUAAAAUUAGAUGAAGCCCAGAUCUACAGGGCUCUUAGCUCUCGCUGAAGAACUCCAAUCCUAUAUCCUGAGCUUCCUUCCUUACCAAGAUAUUCUGCGCUGUACAUCCGUAUGCAAGGCGCUUCGCCAGACGUACACGUCCUCGUCCGAGCUUCAGUAUAUCACUGAACUUGGUGGUCAACAAUUACUCCCUGUCCCCGACACAGAUCUCGACAACCACACUUCUAUUUCCAAGCGCCUACAGCUUCUGCGGGACAAAGCCCACGCAUGGUUCAAAUUUGAUAUCCAUUCUUUCAAAACAAUUUCUAUACCAGAACAAUUCCACGACGCUAAAACAUCUCUCGCCGACGGGCAUCUCUGCUUAUUCAACGAAGAUGAACAGUCGGCUAAGAUCUUUCCAAUACUGCCAAAACCCUCACAAUACAAGAUCGAGCGUGAUUGGCCUUCAGGAUCACUGUGUUCAAUCCCAAAUGCAGAUAGUAUAGAGGUAUUUAUGGACCCAGCGCAAAACUUGAUUGCCAUUGCGUGCAUGAUUGCCGAUGAAACCCUCGGGAUGGAUGAUGAGAGGUUGUAUAUCGACCUUGGAGCCCUGGAUGGAGAUAGUGGUGUCCACCCCGAAGCCGCUGGAAAGACGUUGUUUCUGUCGGCGCUUCCAAGAUGCGAGGACGGCCUUUAUACGAUAGAAAAUUGGAAGCUCGAGGGUUUGGGGAAGCUUAUCGCUUUCCGGCGUUCUCUGCUGGUUCAUGAAGGCAGCUAUAAAUUCGGCGAGGAGAUAUGGUUUUUGCAGAUUUGGGACUGGCAAAAAUCAACGACGUCCAGUUGCGUGCUCAGUGACACAAUAAUAAACCCGGAGGUCGGGGAGUCGCUUGAUUUUUGUUUCCUCGGAAACGACAGACUGCUGAUUGUCAGCAAGGACUUGAAGCUCUAUUCAAUUGAGGAUCUGUCACAGGCACCUCGACUACUGGCCUGCUUCCUGAUGCCUGUAUCAGUGACGGGCAUACAGUGUCUUCUUCCGAUGGACGACAUUGCACAUAGCUCACAACUGCAGAUGCAAGCCCAACGAACAAUGUGGACCUCAGACCCUAAAAAUCGGAUAUUAUCCCUCAUCACACGCACUCGGGAUGCCACAAACUCAUUCACAUUCGUCAUUUCCACUAGGAUUUUCUUCGAUCCCCAAGCCGGGGCCUUUGAUGGAAUGGCAGAAAUCCCAUGGGAAUGUUGGGGUCCUCUGAAUGCUCGUGUUUUCGUGCACAACUGGCGGUGCAGAGUUGGCGUUAGCGGGAAUCGAGUGUUGCAAGCAUUUCCUGCAACGGACGCGACAGCGGAAGAUCACCCGGAUGACAUGGAUUAUAAGUUACAUAUGAUGGACUUCAGCCCGUUAGCUGUUGAGCGCCGGGAGGGUUUAGGAAUAGUAGUGACAGAGCCAUCUACGAUAGAAAUCUCCGAAUCGGUAGAGACGUUGACGACGUCCCUGCCUUACGUGGAGGUCGUGUCGGAUAGAGUAUUUGGUUCCGACCAGGUGAUAGACAUAUGGGUUGAUAAGGACAGGAUUUAUUUGCCCAAGUUGACUUCAGAGGGAAUUAGAAGAUAGCGAUGGUAUAGACAAGCUCGAGGUCAUUGAGAUUUAGAGCGGGACCUG
This is a messenger RNA of Suillus subalutaceus, 1775 nucleotides long. RefSeq lists its product as uncharacterized. The coding region runs from base 147 to 1727 and encodes 526 amino acids. Gene Ontology annotation, molecular function: protein binding. The record is from RefSeq and is a predicted model, not a curated record. NCBI's taxonomy places the organism in Eukaryota, Fungi, Basidiomycota, Agaricomycetes, Boletales, Suillaceae. The transcript has 4 exons.